Messenger RNA from Penicillium canescens, 324 nucleotides. RefSeq lists its product as uncharacterized. The record is from RefSeq and is a predicted model, not a curated record. The transcript is spliced from 2 exons. The coding region runs from base 1 to 324 and encodes 107 amino acids. NCBI's taxonomy places the organism in Eukaryota, Fungi, Ascomycota, Eurotiomycetes, Eurotiales, Aspergillaceae.
AUGCUGAUUUCGCAGCUUUUCUCGCCCGAUCCGUUGCUAUCCCUCUCGGUGAGGGCCGAGGAAGAAGCUGAUACUGGCGGGUUCCGUGAGACCUUCGAGUCCCCCUCCGUUGCUAUAACCUUCUGUCUUUUCUCCGCUGUCCCAAGCGGCUUGAUCACCUGUCGGUUAGGACUCGUCCUGACGAUGCGGAUGAUGCCUAGGAAGCUGCGGCCCGGCUUCUUGUUCGUACUGGCUCCGAUGGAGGUGCAUGUAUCGCCUGUCUACGCUGAGAUCCAUGAGAUUGUCGGCGAUUCCUACCGCUUACGUGUUAUUCGGUGUCGUUAA